Trypanosoma rangeli is the source of this 1311-nucleotide messenger RNA. Its product is annotated as calmodulin-like protein containing EF hand. Lineage: Eukaryota; Euglenozoa; Kinetoplastea; Trypanosomatida; Trypanosomatidae. The record is from RefSeq and is a predicted model, not a curated record. The transcript has a single exon. Bases 1 to 1311 code for a protein of 436 amino acids.
AUGUCAUUUGAUCUUUUAGCCUGCACGGACAUACGUGGGGAGAAGCUUAAUGUUGAACUGCCGUUUAUGGAGCCACCGGACUCACUUGCGGAAUUUUAUUGCAUAUUAGAGCGUGUUUUCCGCGGGGAGGAGAACGACGUCAAGAAAAGAAAGGCAGAGACGUCGAUACAUCCUUCGGAGCCAUUUACCGUGAGUCGUGUGCAGAGAUACGAGGAAGACACACAGACGUGGCUGGAGCUCAACGAUGUGUGUGAACUACACCUACACGACCAGUUGUACGUGUUUCGCAGGCAUGCAACAAGAGCGGAUAUCUCGACACAGCGCGAUAUUCCCGCGCCGCGCAAAAGCUCCUACUUCAUUUCGUGUGAGCUAGGUUUGGCGAACACGGCUGCGGAGCCCAAACCGAACCAUAACCGCACCUGGGAAACGUCCCCGUCGCCACCUUUACUCUCCUCUGUGCCACUGCAGUCAGGUGCUUCUGGUGUACCAAGGAAUGAGAAUCUAAAACAAAACGGCGGUACGCUACAAACACUUCCUGCGCAUCACACGGAGUAUUCUGUAGGGGUGGAAAGUAAUGGCGCCCACAUGCCGACCAUGGAACAUGGGUACAGUAACCUUUCAGCUGUAAGGGAGCAUCUCUCGUCUGAACAGGUAGGUGUGGUUUUUGCCGUUGGGGAUUCCAAUCACCGCGGCUACCUGACACUGCGUGAUUUUCAAGGCAUGCUCAACGCGUGUGAAAUUCAGUUUCCAAUGGAGGUUCUGGAGGAAAUUCAUUGUUGCUUUGCAGCAGAGAAGCGCGGUGAGGCAGUGAUGGGUUUUCAAGAUUUCCAGAACUUUGUGCAGGAGUUUGCACAGACGGCUAGUGUGGCUUACACGCGCUUAGGUGUUCGUGCGCGCCAACGCGAUAUCGAACAGGAGCAGCGUGACAACGCUGCCGCCGUUGACGGGCUUCAGGCAGAGAAGAAGGCACUGGAGGGACGCCUGGAGGUUGUGCGGAGACAACUUACCAGGGAAAACGAGAAGGAGGCGCGUCUGCGAAAUGAGUUGGAUGACUUGCGGGGGCUAGACGAAGCCGACUACCGCGAGCAGGAGCAGAGGCUCCUUGACAAGGAAGUUGUUGUAUUCCAGUAUCGGCAAAAAUUGCAUCAGGAGGAGAACGACUAUGAGCGCCUGGUGGCUGAGCGACGGCGGAGAAAACCUAAUAUGUCAUUGGGGAAAUUGCCCGUGCAGAUUGGCGGUUGUUCGUACAAGCCGCGCCAAUACGCCGUUGCCGCGGCAGCAGGAAAGUACGAUACAAAAAGGAAGUGGUAA